This is a messenger RNA of Chlorocebus sabaeus (green monkey), 908 nucleotides long. It is a transcript of the gene SCAND1, whose product is annotated as SCAN domain containing 1. The record is from RefSeq and is a predicted model, not a curated record. Lineage: Eukaryota; Metazoa; Chordata; Mammalia; Primates; Cercopithecidae.
AAGGAGCCCAAGCCACGCGCCGCUCGCCCUGCUGCACCGCGAGGGCAGCAGCCGCCUCAUGCGACUCGAGAACGCUAGAGGGCGCCGCUUCCGAGAGCCCGCAAGCGGCUUCCGGGGCUCGCGCGCCGACCUGGACGCAGAGAAGCCAGAGACUUUUCGUUUCCGGCUGCCGCAGGCCCUUCGCUGGUGCAGACGCAGUGCUGAGCCCACAGCUACCGGACAAAGAGUGACGCCCGGAGCUGGAGUUAUGGCGGCGACGGAGCCGAUCUUGGGGGCCACUGGGAGUCCCGCGGCGGUGCCACCGGAGAAACCGGAAGGAGCAGGUUCGAGCUCAGACCCUGAGCUUAAAUCUGUGGGCUCCUCGCUGCCGAAGGUCUCACCGCCUGCCCCGGAGCCCUCCAGCCCCAACGCCGCGGUCCCCGAAGCCAUCCCUACGCCCCGGGCUGCGGCCUCCGCGGCCCGGGAGUUGCCCCUCGGGCCAGCACCCGUGAGCAUCGCGCCUCAGGCUGAAGCCGAAACGCGCUCCCCACCAGGCCCAGCCGGUUCUAGACUCGGCCCCGAGACGUUCCGCCAGCGUUUCCGGCAGUUCCGCUACCAGGACGCGGCGGGUCCCCGGGAGGCUUUCCGGCAGCUGCGGGAGCUGUCCCGCCAGUGGCUACGGCCUGACAUCCGCACCAAGGAGCAGAUCGUGGAGAUGCUGGUGCAAGAGCAGCUGCUCGCCAUCCUGCCCGAGGCGGCUCGGGCCCGGCGGGUCCGUCGCCGCACGGAUGUGCGCAUCACUGGUUGAGCGGUGGAACUGCGGGCGGCCAGGGCCGGGCGCUCUGUGUAGACUGGGGCCAUGAUCGGGUCCGGGGGCCUGAGCCUAGGAGCCCACUCCAUGUUAAUGAAAAAUGAGUUUUGGCAGCGCC